Molecule: messenger RNA, 4634 nt
Organism: Mytilus trossulus (common blue mussel)
Lineage: Eukaryota; Metazoa; Mollusca; Bivalvia; Mytilida; Mytilidae
Product: retinoic acid receptor beta-like
Exons: 9
Coding region: 646-2058 (470 amino acids)
Biological process (GO): regulation of transcription by RNA polymerase II; retinoic acid receptor signaling pathway; cellular response to corticotropin-releasing hormone stimulus
Cellular component (GO): nucleus; transcription regulator complex
Molecular function (GO): RNA polymerase II cis-regulatory region sequence-specific DNA binding; nuclear receptor activity; zinc ion binding
Source: RefSeq, a predicted model, not a curated record
AGGUCACUCUGACUUCUACCUAGUAACUGACCAGUAUGAGAGUACAAAAAAUAAAAAGUGUUUUCUACUGUGGUUUUUCAUAAAGUUAAUUUUUUGGGACUUUUAAUUGUGCAGUGCAGUUUUUCGAUAUAUAUUCAAUUUCAUUUGGAUUAAAAUUAGAAUACAGGAAGAGAUUAGAUGCCAGAAUUCUAUGUUAAUUUUUUGUGACGAUAUUUGCAAAAAAAAACCCACCUAUAUUCAUCAUUUCAAAAAUUGGAAUUUGUUUUUACUUAUGUGUAAAAUAUAACAUAUGUUUCUAUCACAGCUGACAUCCAAGGAAAGUGACAAGUGUGCCUAUGAAAAAAUAAUUGUUUAAAAAAAUUUAUUAAUUUUGAAAUUUAGUUGAAAAAAUAGUGAUCUGGAAUUUUGAUAUCUUGAUUAAUGAGUUUGAGGAAAAUGCCAUGAAACUUUGGAAAAUAAUAAAUGUCAAAUUUUUCUUCAGUUGUCGGAUUACAAAUAUUUCUAUGUAAUUAUUCAAAGUGCUUGGAUUUUAUUGUGGAUAUUGCACAAUAUGAUUCAAAUGUGAAGGCAAGCUGAAUGUCAGUUGCACAAAAAAUAUAGCAAAGAUAGUUUAAAAAAGUUUCAAUAAAUUAGUCCUGCAUCAUUAUGGAGUUUGAUGAUUUGUUUUUGACAGCCGAACAUUCACAGUGUUCCCAACAGACAUUAGAAUCGUGUAUCAGCAGUUUCCCAUUUGAGGAUUAUACAACACCCAUCAAUGCAGAUCACUCACCGUACAGCUUAGAACCUCAGAAUGGCAGCUAUGUCGGAUCUCACUCAGCUUAUGAACAUUAUUUAUUUGCUCAAAAGUCUGGUUAUAUGUUGCCUAGCAACCAGCAACUCAAAAGUCCAAUGUUUGACUCUCAGGGAAUGUAUGAGAUGCAGAGUCCAGCGACCAUGUCCGACCCAAGCAUGUCCCCCUCACCCCCACCCCCACCUAGAAUCUACAAGCCAUGUGUGGUAUGCUGUGAUAAGUCAUCAGGCUAUCAUUAUGGAGUUAGUUCCUGUGAAGGAUGCAAGGGCUUUUUUAGAAGAAGUGUUCAGAAAAAUAUGCAAUAUACCUGCCAUAAAGACAAAAACUGUGUAAUUAAUAAAGUGACAAGAAAUAGGUGCCAGUAUUGUCGACUACAAAAAUGUUUUGCCACAGGGAUGUCGAAAGAAGGUAUGGAAGAACGAGCUGUAAGAAAUGACAGGAAUAAAAAGAAAGUGAAGCGACCAGAAGAAUUUACCCAGUCUGAAGAGCUGACGGAUGAUGAACAGCUCAUGUUACAAGAGAUACUGGAUGCCCAUAAUGACACAUUCCAUAAACAGUCAGAGACUUCAUUGUCUAGGGUACCAGUAAUCAAGACAAAUGGUGUGGAUGCUGAAAAAGCUGAAGACAAAGAAGGAGAAGAGAAAGGGAAGAUAGAAAAGAUUAUGUUAUGGGAAAAAGUAACCGAGCUGUCUUCAAAAGGAAUUAUAAAAAUCGUAGAAUUCGCAAAAAGGAUACCAGGUUUUGCAACGUUAUCUACCUCAGAUCAAAUCACGUUACUUAAGGCAGCAUGUUUGGAAAUCAUGAUUUUACGUCUUAGUUCUAGAUAUGAUGUUGACAAGGAUGUUUUGUGUUUUAAUGAUGGAAUAACAUUAGAUCGUCAACAGUUACGUAAUGGCGGAUUCGGUUCGCUCACUGACACUAUAUUUACAUUUGCAUCUUCCCUUAAAUCCAUGGAAACGGAUAGUUUAGAAUAUGCAGCUCUAUCUGCUGUGUGUUUAGUUAGUAAUGAUCGCUCAGGUUUAGAAGAUCCACUCAAAAUAGAACAUUUACAAGAACCUAUAUUAGAAGCAUUAAAACAUUAUAUCCGACAACGGCGGAAAGAAUCACCUCAUGUGUUUGCUAAAAUGAUAAUGAAAUUAACUGAUCUCAGGUCUAUAAGUGUGAAAGGUGCUGAAAGAGUAUUACAUUUACGUCUGGAAAUGCCUGAUGAACUUCCGCCAUUAAUAAUAGAAAUGUUAGAUAGAACUGAAAAUGUUUGUAUACCAUGACGUAAUCAAAAUUCUGCUGUUUUGUGUUAGAGCGUAUCUUCCAAGGAAUUCUGGGUAAUCUUUCAGUUGUUGGAUUUAUUGUAACAGAUAUUGGUAAAAAUCGUGAGAUGGAUUUUUCGUUUACUUCAUGGUAUAUCUGAGCAAAGUGAAAAUUAUGUUCACAGAUUAUGUUUUACAUCUGUGAAUUGAUGACUUAGGAAGAAUUGACGAUUGUUGUCAUCGUAAUUAUUUGAAUGACAGAUUCUUCCCGACAUUAGAAUCGUAACAUUUGAAUCUGUUUCAGGAAGGGAAAAAAUCUCCAGCUUUUUACUUCCUCGUUGCAGAGAGAUUAUUUAUCCCAGAUUACUAUUACAAUCAUUAUUAUACAUUCAUAUUGACUGUGUAUGAUAGCAUUUGGAUGCAAAUGAUUUUUCAUGUGUAAAAUAUGAACCAUAUUCAUAUAUGAUUUUUUUUAAAGAUAAAAAAAAAGAAUAAACUAUUUGUCAGAUUUACAAAAUAUGUGCUCACUCAUAAGUAAUUUGAAAAGUUAUCUAUGAAAAUCUCAGGUUUAUUUUUCAUAUCACAGACAUUGCUGUAUUCAGAUUUUGAAAUUAGGAAUUUUUGUUUUUACUUAUAUUUUUUUUGCAGAAUUGAAAAGGUACAAUAUUAAAAAUAAUUUACAAUUAAAUACUGGAACUUUUAGUGAAAUUAAAAUUUUUGUUUUCCAUUCAAAACAUUUUUUUUUGGCUUUCAUUUUUUUAUGAUUUUGUGGACAAAGGUUAAACAUGGAUUAAAAUGUUCAAGGAAAUCCCCAUUUCUAUAGGCCAGUAUCGAGAAUGUUUAAACCAUGAAAUCAUGUGUCCACAAAAAUAUAUUAUUCCUCAAUCCACAAAAAUGGGUACCCACGAAAUAAAUAAAAAUGGUCUAAUAAGAAUUUGUACUUGUAGAAAGAGACAGGUUCAAUCACUGUAUUUAAUAAUCUUGUGUCUAUUGAUUGUUUUAUGUGCAAAUCUAAGGAAUAUCUGUGAUAUUUAUGAUAUUUAGAGAACAAGUUUUAUUUGAUUGAUUUAUUAAGAUUGAAUUUUACCAACAAAGGGAGAUAAUGUAUUCUAUGUCAACACAAUGUUUUUAUAACAGUUAAGUUAAUGUUAAGCUUCCUAUUGAAUAUGACUGCUAUUUUCUGCAACAAAAUCUUCCUUUUUAUCUGAUAUAUGUUUGUAAUUUUGUGACUCAAUUUCAAGAAGAUGAAAAUAUGUACAAUUAAAACGUAUAUUUUUCAAUAGUAAAUGUUAAAAAAAAUCUGUAUGGUACCCCUUUGAUAUGUUUUUUUGACUAAUGUGCCAUUAAAGACUGUUUUUUUCAAACAUUUAAAAACGUCUUAUGUGAAAUGUGGUUAAUUUUUUCAACAAUAACAGAAAAUAUUGACAAAAAGUGGUGUUUCGUAGCAAAUUUUUUCUUACUUAAUUUCAGGGAACUAUCUACACACUCAGAAAAAUUAGUUAUAAUGUGUAUAUUUUUUACUUAAAUUCAAAGUACUAUCUUUACAGUAAAUUUAUUUAGCUCUAAUGUGUGAUUUUUUUUGUGCUGUCAACUAUGUACUAAAAGUUUUAAAUGUGAAAGUUGGAGUUGUUGAUAUAAGAACUAUGUACUAAAAGUAUUAAAAUGUGACAGUUUAGUUGGUGAUAUUGAGACUUUUGUCUUGUGGUGACAUUUGGUUUGGAUGUAUUUUUUAUGACUUUAUUUUAUUACAGAAUGGAACCUCCUUUUAAAAUAGCUACAAUUAGUUUUGAAAAGAAAUGUGUACACACUUAUUUAGUAUUUCAGUGCAUGUGAAAAGUUUAAUAACUACAAAAAGUUUUAAAAUAUUUAUUAUUAACUUUAAAGCUUCGAUAAAUACAUCCUAUAAAAGGGAAAAAAUGUCAAAAUUUUGCAUUUUUAUGUUUAAUAAAAACAUCAAAAAUUUCUUAUUUCCAGUUGUCUGUUUUGCGCAAUCACAAUUUUUGGAGCAUUCUUGUUUAGUCUGCAUGUUGAUAGUAUCUAUUACACUCUACCUUACAACAAAAACAUUACUUAUAUUAUCACAUAGCAUUGAAAACUGUUUAAGGAUCUUUGUAAGAGCUUAUUUAAGUAUUUCAAAUUAUGCUUUGAAAGUCUUCCUUUCAGAUAAAUGUUUUCUUCAAUUUAAGUCAUAUCUAUUAAUCUUAUUUAUUGCAUUUACAACAUAUAACACCAUUUUGAAAAAGAAAACAUUUUUGUUGCAAGAUGAACACAAAAUUAAUUUAAUGUGUAUGCUUGAUAAAUAAAUUUCUAGAACUUUUACAUACUUGUGAAUAAUAUAGAUCAGUUUGAAUCCAAGGCAAGUUCAUAAAAGAAAAAAAGAUAGCAUUUGAUCAUUGAAUCUUUUAAGAAUAUUGUUAUCUCUAAUAUACUGGGGCAAUCUGUGAAAUUCUUACAAUGCAUUCAUUUAUAUUUUCCAGAAUGAAUUUAUAGAAUAUAUGAUGGUUUUAAAUACUCUAUUGUAUGAGCUAGUUUUAUUUAUGUCUGUUGGUUGUGUAUAUAUAUUAUAUAUUAAGUCUACAACUACCUCAUGGAAUAAA